Molecule: messenger RNA, 1128 nt
Organism: Stylonychia lemnae
Lineage: Eukaryota; Ciliophora; Spirotrichea; Sporadotrichida; Oxytrichidae
Source: the annotation of a GenBank genome assembly
AUGUCGGAUAGCGACGAAUAGGAUUUAAGGGUGCAUCUGUUAGACUCAGAUGACUAGCAUCCAGAUGAAGAAUUCAAAAGUGAAGUGGUUUAGGAAGAGAGAAGUAAGACUGUGAUGAAUGCAGGAAAAGUAAUUCUAGGUAAAGACAAUAGUGAUUAGAGAUUUGAAAUGCAAGAUCUAGCAGUAAGGCAUAUGUCUCCUACUACUAUAUUCAAAAAGUCACAGACAAUAAGACCUCUGUCAGUUGGAGGUUCAGGAGGAAACUAGCCCGAUUCUGAUGGUAAUAGAGGUGUUACUCUGAACUCUAAAAACACUUUAGUAGGUAGCGGUAAUCAGCCUAAGAGCAGAGGAUCACAAAUUAACAAUUUAUUGACGUAGCGAGGCAUACUCCCUACACAAUAGCGCGCUCAAUCCGAGGGCAAACUUAGCAAUGACAGUGCAUAUAUAAGAAAACAGAAGAGACGUAUAGCUUGCAGAAUCGUUUGCUUCAAUCUAUUGGAACCGAUAUUGAUAGGACUUUUACUUUUAAACAGUGUUUUUUAUCCUAACUUUGGCUCAGCUCUCUAUUUCGUAUUUGCUCUAUUCCUGACUGGUCUUUGCUUAACUAAGGAUGAGAAGAAAAUAAAGCUCAAGUAGUUUACUUCAAUAGCCAUACUAUUCAUAGCCUUUGCCAUCAUAAUCACCAAGAUAGUUUUCUUAGUGGAACUCCGUAAUAUGGGUGAAUUAAAGUUAGACAGUGAGGAUGUACUAUUAUAUGAGACCUCUGGAAUUUACAUAUAAUAAUCCACAACUAAAAUUAGAGUGGUAAAUGUCGUUAUUAGUGUGCUAUUUGAUAUCAUUGAACUUAUUCUUUGCAUUCUAAUAACAGUUUUGUACGGUAGUCAAAGAAAAGACCUUAGAGAGGGGUUAAAAGCAGAUGGUACUGGAUAGUUUUUACUCAAUCAGCAUUUUGAAAAGCAUUAGGAAACGAUUUGCAUUCUAGCAUUAAUAUCUAUAGCUCUUGACUCAAUAAUGGUAUAAACUGUAUUCUAGCUAUUCAUAAUAAGUAACCCCUUCAUUUUCAUCUUAAAUCAUAAUUUCAGUCCUUUUAUUGAUAAUGAUGACUGUUUGGGCUCUAGAUAAAUAUGA